UGAGCAUCGCUUCAAGUAGUGACUGGGACAUGACUGCAGAAGCCGCACUGCAAGGGUCUGCGGCAGAGGCUUCGAAAAGCGGCUCCCACACAUUGAAGUGCCCCGAGGAGCAGGGUGGCAGCUCCCAUGUAGCUGCUGAAGGAGUUCCUGCUGACUGCGUCUUGCUGGAGGAAACCUUGGGCAGUCGCUCAGUUGUCACAAAGGGAACAUGUGUGACUGGCUGCUCGCAAGAUUGUUCCGACAGCAGUGUCCGAGGUACUGAACAAGCUUCACAAGACUCUCCAGAAGAUGUGUUCUCCAACAGCUCCACGCCUGAGUGCCCUACAGCAAAUGUGCUUUCCUGUGUGCCAGCUGCAAGGUCUCCAUCAAAGAAAUACAAGCAAACCAUUCGACGUCUGCAAGCCAAAGUAGCAGCACAGCGGAAAACUAUCAAAAGACUGCUGAGGCAGCCUCACCGAGCACCGUCAUCGACUUCAAAGGCCCUUGGCAUUAUCCGACCGCACGUCACCGAGGAGGUUUUUAAACUUCUUUCUGCACAUGUUCGCUUGAGGCCCAAAGGCAAGGGCAAGCGGUUUCCCGUGUGGUUCAAGAAAUUUGCUCUUCACUUAAACUUCCGUGGUCCGCGAGCAUACCGAUUUCUGGCUCCAUAUUUUUCUUUGCCCUCCCGGCGUUCAUUAAGGAGGUGGCUAGCCAAUGUAAAGAUGACUCCAGGCACAAUUCCAGGAAUCAUUUCUUCCAUUGCAACAAAUACUCAAGCUUGGAAUGAACGGGACCGAGUUGCUGAUGUCACUCCCCGGGAGCCAAAUUGA
Dermacentor silvarum is the source of this 809-nucleotide messenger RNA. RefSeq lists its product as uncharacterized. Bases 30 to 809 code for a protein of 259 amino acids. NCBI's taxonomy places the organism in Eukaryota, Metazoa, Arthropoda, Arachnida, Ixodida, Ixodidae. The record is from RefSeq and is a predicted model, not a curated record. The transcript has 6 exons.